AUGAGAGGUCCGAGAAAACCGUCCAUUCGGAGACCUCCUCUCCUCCAUCUCCUCUGUGCCGCCGCCGUCGUCUUCUCUCUAUUCUUCUUCGUCUCUCACUUCUCUUCCUCACCCGGCAACCAGCGAAUCUCAAGUGUUAACAAAGUGGAUGUUCGGAUACUGUCUGAUUUCCAGUCUGACGUUCAGCAAUGCGUGGCAAACAGAGGGCUUGGACUCACUGCCCAGAUAAUGGAUCACUGCAAUUUGAUUCUCAAGUUUCCUGAAGGAACUAAUAGCACUUGGUACAAUGAGCAGUUUAAAAUAUUUGAGCCGUUGGAGUAUAAGUAUGAUGUUUGUGAAGCAAUAUUGUUGUGGGAGCAGUAUCGUAAUAUGACUACAGUGUUGACAAGAGAGUAUUUGGAUGCACGGCCUGAUGGUUGGCUAGACUAUGCUCCAAAGAGGAUAGCACAAUUAGGAGCAAAUAAAUGUUACAAUAAGACUCUUUGUGAGGAACAUCUUAAUGUGCUUUUACCAGCAAAGCCACCUUUCCCUCCACGCCAGUUUCAAACUUGUGCUGUCGUUGGAAAUUCUGGAGAUCUCUUGAAGACAGAAUUUGGAAAGGAAAUUGAUUGUCAUGAUGCCAUCAUCAGAGACAAUGAGGCUCCCGUUAAUGAGAAAUAUGCCAAAUAUGUUGGUCUGAAGAGAGAUUUCCGCCUUGUAGUCAGGGGUGCCGCACGGAAUAUGAUUAAGAUUCUCAAAGGGUCAGAUGAUGAAGUGCUUAUUAUCAAAAGCCUCACCCAUAUAGAUUUAAAUGAAAUGAUUAAGAGGAUCCCGAAUCCCGUUUAUUUAUUCCAAGGCAUAGUGCUUCGUAGAGGUGCCAAAGGAACGGGAAUGAAAUCAAUAGAACUUGCUCUUUCCAUGUGUGACAUAGUCGACAUUUAUGGUUUCACUGUUGAUCCUGGAUAUACAGAUUGGACGAGGUACUUCUCACCACCGAGGAAAGGACACAAUCCACUUCAAGGAAGAGCAUACUACCAACUUCUAGAGUGUCUUGGUGUAAUUCGAAUCCAUUCUCCAAUGAGAUCUGAGAGGAAGCAGGACUGGUCAGAUAUACCGAGUCGAGAAAAAAUAGGCAGAGCUCACUCGGCUGCUUUACAUCUGAAGAAGAAUCAAGCUGGUCAAGAAGGUGAUUUGGGACAAUUUCGUAACUGUAAAAUGUGGGGACACUCUGGUCCUUAUGGCAGCGGGCCUCUGUCCGGGUCACCCGAUGUGAGUGACAUGAGAAAGAAUUCAAAUUACAGCAAAUGGGAGACCAUGCUCUUUGAGAAAUUAAGCAAAGCGACACAAGAUCAUUACACUCAUAUGGAAGGUGUGUCAUUGUAUAAGAUGGAUGGCAACAAAUUGGAUGAUCUAGUGUGCGUGAGGCACUCUUCUUUAAAACCUCAGGUGUGA
Molecule: messenger RNA, 1431 nt
Organism: Striga hermonthica
Lineage: Eukaryota; Viridiplantae; Streptophyta; Magnoliopsida; Lamiales; Orobanchaceae
Source: the annotation of a GenBank genome assembly